CUGAGCAAAAAAACCAAAUAAACAGUUAAGAGCCUCCUUGUGGAAAGAAUUUUCCUGUGUCAGCAGCUGCCAAGAAGGCACAUCCUCAGUGGAACGAUGGGAGACAAAAAGAAAAUCAGCCUUCCUGCAAAAUUAAUCAAUGGAGGUAUAGCUGGGCUUGUGGGGGUGACCUGCGUCUUCCCCAUUGAUUUAACCAAAACACGUCUCCAGAACCAGCAAGUUCAAGGCGUCUACACUGGGAUGCGGGAUUGUUUGAUGAAGACUCUUCGCUCAGAAGGGUUCUUCGGGAUGUAUCGAGGAGCCGCUGUAAAUCUAACUCUGGUUACUCCUGAAAAAGCAAUCAAGCUGGCAGCCAAUGAUUUCUUCAGACAUUUACUCACCCAGGAUGGAAAAAAGUUGACCUUGGUGAGGGAGAUGCUGGCUGGCUGCGGAGCUGGGACUUGCCAGGUGGUGGUCACGUCCCCAAUGGAAAUGUUGAAAAUCCAACUCCAGGAUGCUGGGCGGUUAGCUGCUCAUCAGCAGAAGGCGUUGACACACGAUGGCCCAGCUGGCCCCGCCUCCCAUCCACUGCAAGGCCAGCCUCAUGCUUCUGGAUCCACAGCAGCCUCCAAACGGCCCUCUGCCACUUUGAUUGCCAGAGACCUCCUGCGAACCCAGGGACUAGCAGGCCUGUAUAAAGGGCUGGGGGCCACCCUGCUCAGGGAUGUCCCUUUCUCAGUCAUAUAUUUCCCACUCUUUGCAAACAUCAACGAGCUGGGGCAGAAACAUCCUGAAGAAAAAGCUUCUUUCUUGCACUCCUUCAUGUCCGGCUGCGUGGCAGGAUCCGUGGCUGCGGUGGCAGUGACCCCACUGGACGUUCUAAAAACCCGAAUUCAAACCCUCAAGAAAGGCCUCGGAGAGGACACCUAUAAUGGGAUCAUCGACUGUGCCAGGAAGAUCUGGAUUCACGAGGGCCCUGCUGCCUUCAUGAAAGGAGCUGGAUGCCGUGCACUGGUGAUCGCUCCUCUCUUUGGCAUAGCUCAAGGGGUCUAUUUCAUCGGCAUUGGAGAAUACAUUUUGGGAUUUUUUCAGUAGUGCCUACUCCUGCUGACUGCACAAGCUCUCUAGACGGACUGUUAGAAGGGCAGCAGGACUGUCCUGUGAGCACGGAUAGACCGACGGCAAGCAAGACGCCAGGAUGCUCAGUGCUACAUCACGGUGUCCAGCAUUCUGUUUCCUAGUAACAAACUCCAUGAGUCCCAGAGGGGGUGAACUGGCAAUGCUGACUCCUUGUACUCUUACGGCAGCCAUCUUAUGUUAAUGCAACUACCACUGAGCUUGGUUUUUUUUUCUGCAGAAAGGGGCAUAGGACCAGGAAUACUUCUACUCUAGUUGGGCCAAAAGUUGCUCUUCAAAACUAGAAUAUCUAGUAACUGAUCCUUAAAACAAGGCAUAGAACAGCAGCAGAGGUAUCCAAAGCCAUCACCAUUCAUAGGAACAGCUACCCUUAAGGGAGAUGGGGUGGAUCUUAUGUUUUCUGUUGCACAUGACAUUCAAAUAACUCCUUUUAGUUAUUUUUCUUUUGCUUUGAGAGUUUAGUGUUCUGAUGCCUUUCUUUUUUUUUUGCUGUUUCUCUGAAAACGGGGGAGGAGAGAAGAGAGAAUGCAAUAGUGAUUGCAGGGAAACCACCAGAGGUUAAAUAGUAAUUAAGGGCUUGUUUGUUCUAAGCCCAAACUGUUAUAUCUCACCAGCAGUCUGGUCAGACAAUAUUGAACAAGGUUAGCUUUUUAAAGUGGUCUCUUCCUUUGCAUCGAUGCUCAUUUAGUGGCUGGGACAUUUUUCUAUCCCACACAAGGAAGUAAAACAAGCCAGUGACCUUACUUAGAUCUGCUAGAGAUGACGCACAGGUUUUCAAAUUCAGGCUGAAAGAAUCGUGCCCUUGGGCAAACAAGCGUUGAGGUUUAGGCAUCAGUGUGCUGAAGAAGGAAAGCACUAAUUAUGAUCAGAAGCAAACCUAAGUAAUGGCGCUGUUAUUAGAAAGGCUUAUAAACUGUACAGUUAACACAGGCUUCUUUUUAAAAAAGUGCCGUCUACAAAGUCAGGCCGGUCCAUUGUCUGUUCUGACCAGCAAUGGCUCAGGUCUUCUGCAAAAAAUUCCUUAAGCCUCCUCCUGUAUGUGGUGCUUGAACCUGGGACUUCCUCUGAGUCAAGAGGCCUUCCUGUAGCAGGUGCUGACUGCUUUAUAAGCCAACUGUAUGAAAAGUAUUCAUUGCCUGUGGUGCUUUUCUCUGGUGCUUUCACAGUUGUACAAUUUGACCUCUUACGUUUCUGCUAUGGUGUGUUCUCUGCACAAUGAUUUCCUCAAAACCACCUUGCUAUUUUUUGAAGAAGCCUUGCUGUCCCACCCCAUCUUUUCAGUGUGUGUCACUAACAUGUUAAUUGCAGCCUUUUGUCUCACUUUGUAUGUUUCUGCCAUGGCAUACAGCUUCAGUCAGUAGAGUACCAAAAGCAAACAGCCAUGGAUUGUCACAGACAUAUGUUAGGGUCAUGGCAUCAUGUGCCAAGUAAAGAUUUUCUUCCCCAAACAGCCAGAUUUGAUGUGUUAAAUGGUUUGGUUCUAAAGGAGAAUCACUGGCCAACAGUAUCACUUUUUCAUCACUACUGCUUGUCCCUUGAAGAAGCAAGCAGAAGAGCUUUACCCAUCAAUAGCCUCCCAAAAGAUGAAACAAAUCCUGCAAAGCUGUUAAGAGUGCUACAGUUGGGGAGCUCUUUCAUCAGCAUCCUUAACUCUAGGAAUAUGACAGGCAGAGUCACUGUGACUUAAAUUAGUGGAAUAUUGGCAGAAGCUUAGUAUUCUUUCCUUGGGGGGGGAUUCUUCCUGUGCUUUAAUAGGUGAAGAUGGGAAGGUAGCAGUGUAAGGGGAAUAAUUACAAUUUCUGCUGUUUUCAAAUAAAACUUUAACAUGUAUGA
Messenger RNA from Heteronotia binoei (common prickly gecko), 2949 nucleotides. RefSeq names its product solute carrier family 25 member 18 (gene SLC25A18). Gene Ontology annotation, molecular function: L-aspartate transmembrane transporter activity; L-glutamate transmembrane transporter activity. The coding region runs from base 97 to 1074 and encodes 325 amino acids. The transcript has 9 exons. Gene Ontology annotation, biological process: L-glutamate transmembrane transport; aspartate transmembrane transport; malate-aspartate shuttle. NCBI's taxonomy places the organism in Eukaryota, Metazoa, Chordata, Lepidosauria, Squamata, Gekkonidae. The record is from RefSeq and is a predicted model, not a curated record.